Molecule: messenger RNA, 3631 nt
Organism: Nyctereutes procyonoides (raccoon dog)
Lineage: Eukaryota; Metazoa; Chordata; Mammalia; Carnivora; Canidae
Gene: SCAMP4
Product: secretory carrier membrane protein 4
Exons: 7
Coding region: 264-956 (230 amino acids)
Biological process (GO): protein transport
Cellular component (GO): trans-Golgi network membrane; recycling endosome membrane
Source: RefSeq, a predicted model, not a curated record
GCUCGGCCCCUCCCCCCGCGCGCGAGCCUGGGGUCAUCCCGGCCGGCCCCCCGCCGCCGCGCCGCCGGUUUACUGGUGUCCCCGCUUGCAGGCGUCGUAAAGAUUGCGGAAGGCGUGAGUGGCCGGGGCCUUCCCUCCCCCCGCCCCCCGGCAGAGGGGUCCCCCGCACCCCGCGUGCCCCCACGUUCUGGAACUUCCAUGCGCAGGAGGCCGCGUGGUCCGUGUGGCUGCAGCCUUCUGCCCUGCCCAGCUGUCAAGCGGAAAUGUCUGAAAAGGAGAACAACUUCCCGCCGCUGCCCAAGUUCAUCCCCCUGAAGCCCUGCUUCUACCAGAACUUCUCCGACGAGAUACCCAUCGAGCACCAGCUCCUGGUGAAGAGGAUCUACCGGCUGUGGCUGUUCUACUGUGCCACCCUGGGGGUCAACCUCAUUGCCUGCCUGGCCUGGUGGAUCGGCGGCGGCUCGGGAGCCAACUUUGGCCUGGCCUUGGUCUGGCUGCUGCUCUUCUCUCCCUGUGGCUACGUGUGCUGGUUCCGGCCCGCGUACAAGGCCUUCAGAGCCGACAGCUCCUUCAACUUCAUGGCGUUCUUCUUCAUCUUCGGAGCGCAGUUUGUCCUGACCGUCAUCCAGGCGAUCGGCUUCUCGGGAUGGGGCGCAUGUGGUUGGCUGUCAGCAAUCGGGUUCUUCCAGACCAGCGUCGGGGCCGCCGUGGUCAUGCUCUUUCCAGCCAUCCUGUUCUCCGUGUCCGCUGCCAUGAUGGCCAUUGUGAUCGUGAAGGUACACAGGAUCUACCGGGGGGCGGGCGGAAGCUUCCAGAAGGCACAGACCGAGUGGAACACGGGCGUUUGGCGGAACCCACCGUCCAGAGAGGCUCAGUACAACAACUUCUCGGGGAAUAGCCUGCCCGAGUACCCCACCGUGCCCAGCUACCCGGCUUCUGGCAGCCAGUGGCCGUAGGGGGGCUGCGUGACCCCACGGCCUGCCCGCCUGGCCCCGUCGCCAUCCUCUCCUCCCCCGGCCAGGGCGGCGGAGUCCAGGAGCACUCGGGGACCCGUGUUUGUGUUCAUCUCACCUUCGGGAGGGAGGUCCUCGCGAGCGCCGCCCAGAAACCGUCCAGCCUCUGCUGCCUGGCAGGAGGAUGCCCCUGCCACACGUCACGUUCGGUCGUCAUGCUAUCCACACCCUCUCCUGCCCGGGCCUCUGAGGGCCGACACAGGCCUCCCCAGGGAGAAGGUGGCAGCAGGCCAGCCGCCUGCCUUCCAGAGCUGAUGGCGCUGAGGACGACUGGCCUCGUGUCCACCCGCGUGUUCUGUGCCGGGGUGUGGCCCUCGGCCCUUCUCCCCCGUUCCUGUCCCUGUGGGCGAUGGGGUCUUGGCUGGGUCCCUCAUGACCUCCUCCUCCUGUGUCUCUGCCCACCUGGGGCUAGAGGGCCCUUGUGAACAGCCUACGGGGUCAGCCAGAGGCAUUUAGCUGCCGGGGCACCAUGAUCUGAGCCCCUGUCCAUCUGUCUGUCCGCCCCACGUGCUCUGCUGGGUUCCGUGGCCACUGCGCAGGGCCGUUGGCCAGCCUGCCUCCAGCCUGCCCACCCGCAGCGGCUCUCCUGGGAACUUCGAGUGGACCUCUGUGGAGAUCCCAGCACUGGGACGGAUCCCGUGGGGAGGACGGAGCUGCUGGCCUCCCUGCUGUGCAGACCGCGGGACACCAGCGGCACCUGCAGAGUGGGUGUGACUGCGCCUCCACGGCCCAGCCGCGCCUCGGAGCCUCUGACCCCACUGUUGUUCGAGCUGCACGAAGCAGGAGCCUGAGUUUCUCCAGAGAAUGGCCUUGUAGAAGGAACGAAGAUGUGACAAAUCUGUGCCUUAACGAGGAACCUAAGCAAGACGCCAGAAGGACCGGAGUGUCCCCGGGCACCUCGGCAGCGCCCUGUGAGUGGACGAGCGGGGGACACCACCUGGUGGCCCCUGAGCCCUUGCUGGCCGGGCUUCCCAGGACUCCGAACACUGCCCCCCGGCUCCUGGCUGGCCGUCCCCGUCACACUGCCACGCCUUCCGCCAGCCCCACCAGAAGCCUGGGCACGACUGUGGCCACGCUUGCUUGCUUUGGCUACUUGCACUGAACACCGUGUGGCGUCCAAGGGUAGCCACGGCCCCUGCAGGUCGCAGCCUCCUGGAUGGGAGCCCCGAGCCCUGGGUCUCCCGGGUGUCCCUUCACAUCCCGAGGCCCCUGGUGUGCGGCCCCAGCACUGACGCCACCCGGCUGCAGGGCCAUGGAGCAGGUGUGGGAGGCUCCCUGCCCGCACAUUCGCCCGCACGUUCACCCACACUCACCCUGAGCCCCCGUGGCCCCGGGCACCUUGGUUACUCCGUGGCGGGGCGGACCCGAUCCUGGAAAUAAAGACUCCAGUCCUUUCUGCAUCUCGGAGCCUCUGCGGGGCUGUGAGUGGCGCCUGCGUGCAUGUCGCCCCCGUGGCCCGACCCCUGCCCACGCGCCCUGCAGUGGGCCUGGCCCCCCGGCUGCCCCUGCCCUCACACUGCCUUGCUCUCAGCCGUGUCCACGAUCCACCACGGUGCAUUUCCUUUGUGCUUUUGUUUUAAAACAACUAGUUUUUGUCUUUUUUUUUUUUUUUUUUUUUACGUUUCACUGUUUUAAUUUGAAAAGGAAGUGCAGAAAACGAGAAACCAGCAUCCCUUGCCAUGAAGGAAAAGUAACAGUAGAGGUGGCCGGAGUAGAAACAGGAAGGUCUCAGCAGCCCAGCUGGAGGGGUCCUGUUGGUGGCGGAGCGGACACCCCACGUGGACACGGGAGGGAGGGCGUGAGUCUUAGUCCACAGUUCGGAAACUAAGAGGACCAGGCCCAGCCCCGAGCGGGUGGCGUGGCUGGUGGUGUGUUCCCCUCCCCACAGGUGCACAUGUGGACGUCCUGACACCAGACCUCAGGCCAGGACUGUGUUUGGGUCGGGGUCGCUGCAGGGGUACUUAGUUGGGGUGAGGUCCCACCGGACCAGAGGGGCCCCAGAGCAACGACGGGCAUCCUUAUAAAGGGACGCGUGGAUCCAGACAGGCCGGAGGAAGCCCCGCAGAGACAGGGGUGAUGCCCCCCCCCGGGGGUCAGGGUUGAGGCCGCCCCAGGAAGGCACCCAGCAGAGGCGAGGGGAGUGGAACGAGGGGCUGUCCCUGGGAUGGGCGGGGUUGGUGACAGCAGGAAGAGGAGGAGGAGCAGCACCCAGGCCUGGAGGGAGGAAGGGAUGUGGGCUGCCUCCGCCUCCGGGUGACCCGUCAGGACGCAGGAUGUGGCUGGAGUUGAGAGACUGAGGCCCAAGUGAGAAGUGUGCGUGGGCGGCCGCGUCCAGGAACCACGGGGUCGGGGCGUAAGCCGCCGGGGUCUCCCCUCCCACCUUCUGGAGGGCAGAGCCCGGGAUCCGGGUGGGAACGGCCACCGCGGGAUGGUGGGGCUGGGGCGGGCGUCCGCGGGGCCUGACCGCCCUGCAAGGCCCGGGCGGGGCCUCCCUGCGCGCCUAACAAUGCUAACGCUGGCGUAGAACCUAAGACGACAUCUAGAAACGUGUGUUAACGUCAUCUAAGGAUGUGUUCGCUACACUUCAACAUUAAAAAAAUAACUUUUUUAAGAAAAGA